AUGGAAGCUGUAGGUGCUGCUGCCAGCGUUGCCCAGUUUGCCCUGCUGGCCCUCAAGUGCGUCAAAGAGGCCCAUGAAGCUCUGUCAUCAUUUAAAGAUAGCCCAGAUAUUCUGAGACUGCUUUCCAACGACUUCCUACGCGUACACGACAUCUUAGAACGACUUCAUCAGUCAACAUAUACAUCAGCCGAUUCAGCCCUAGAUGCACAUAUUCAACAAAGUAUACAAGAUAUCUGCUCAAGAGCAGUGUCACUUGUGAGCUUGCAAGCCACGCCUGGAGACAAUCGUGGCAAACGUUUCUCGAAGCAACUCAAAUCAGUUGUGAGCGAGAGUGAUGUGAAACGUAUAAGAGAUGAGCUGGGUCAACUUGUCAUCAUUCUCAACUUAAGACUAUCUGGGUUAUCAUGGAACAUAGCUUCUGAAGUCAAGGACAAUACGAAACAUAUUCAGCAGCACAUUCAAACGCUGGAUACUACACUGCAGUCUCAACAUCAAUUACAAAGGGCAAACCUCCAGGCUUUUGAGAGAAAUCUAUUAACCACAUACAACGAUAAUCAAUCCAAUUUCCAAGACCAGCUGUCAUCCAUUGAACACAAAAUUGAAUCGAAAGCCUCCAUCUCCACACAAGAAUCGGCCAGCUUCUUCUUGCUACUAAACGAGCUUAAAAGUCUUGUUAUCUCAGAAGGCAAAGCGUCCAGAGAAGCAUCAGCCAGUAGCAACAUUAACAGGGAAGACACCACAAACCAGUCUCCAAACCAGCCUGUUUUGGAGAGCAUCGAGCGUCUCUGCACCUUAAUCGACAAAAAGCGUGAAACUGUCGAUGUCUAUGCCGAAGAUGAUGAUCUCGCAGAAUCAGCCAUAGAAGACCUGCGCAGCAUGUUGACUGCCGUUCGAAGUGGGAAACACCUCAAGUUGGAGAAAGAGUUGGACAAGGGACUACGUCGAUUUGGCCGAUCUUUUGGACAGAACAAAAUAUCCAUCAACGCCCAAAGUAAUGAGAACUGUCGAAUUGUCGGCCGAGUCCUAGACCAAGAGAGAGGUCACGAAGAGGUCGAUAUUGGAAUAGGGAAAUAUUCAAUGAGACAGCCAGAGAUGUGCAAAUUCUUGAUUGAGCAGGGACUAGACGUUGAUCAUGUAGCGUUUCAGUGGCCAUCAUCAACAAGGCUCACGAAUUGCUUGAAAAUGGACCAUGUGCGUGAAGAUUCGCAAAUCUCCAAAUCGGAUCUCAGGUCCCUCAACGCCUGCCGCAGGCUACUUCUGACGGCUGGAGCUGACCCAACUUACGAAGUGACAUGGCAAAGCUUUCUCGAAUCUAUCGCCACUUCUUCGAAUGAUAUAGAGACUCAUUCAUUGGUAUGGCAAUCUGGACUUAUCGCUCCAUAUGCGUCCUUUCUGGACUGGCGCAACUACCACGGCCUGUCACCAUUCCAAAAAGCCUGUACAGUUCAGAACAUUGACAAAAAGAUUCUCGAGCUCCACGUAGAAAUGGGCGCCGUCAUCAACGACCGGGCACCUGGUGGAGAAUCGUGCCUUCAUUUGGUAUUGGAAUUCGUCAGCUCUACCUUCGUUUGCUUGGAACGUCUUUUAUUCCUUCUCCAGAGAGGGGCAGACCCUCAUGCAAAAGACAACCAAGGGAGAUCAGUUUCGGAUGUUGCAUAUAACCAGCUGGGUCUCAGAGAUGAGAUAGAGGGUAGUUACGGAGACAUUUGGGAUGCAGCGUUGCAUAUUUCUGGUUGGAACAUCGUCUUGUUUCGUCGCCAAAAUCGACGCCGUAAACCAAGGUAUAACUUGUUUUAUACGCGGGAAGAUUUCGAGAAACUAUGGAAAGGACGUGAAAAUGAAUGUCCUUACUGGGACGACAUACCGUGGCCGCCUUUGGAACCUGGAGAAGAAGAUAGCGACCCCGAUAGCGACUUCGGUCGUGAUGACAUAUCAUGUUUUGGUGUCUCAGACUAUGGUACAUCAGAAGAGGAAUAUGGGUUAGAAGAAGAUAGUAGGAUACAGGACGCUUGGUCUGAUUCCGAGGAUGAAGACGGUGGUGCUCUAUUAUGA
Fusarium coffeatum is the source of this 2052-nucleotide messenger RNA. RefSeq lists its product as uncharacterized. Bases 1 to 2052 code for a protein of 683 amino acids. The record is from RefSeq and is a predicted model, not a curated record. The transcript has 6 exons. Lineage: Eukaryota; Fungi; Ascomycota; Sordariomycetes; Hypocreales; Nectriaceae.